This is a messenger RNA of Orbicella faveolata, 3920 nucleotides long. Its product is annotated as potassium channel subfamily K member 15-like. The record is from RefSeq and is a predicted model, not a curated record. Lineage: Eukaryota; Metazoa; Cnidaria; Anthozoa; Scleractinia; Merulinidae. Gene Ontology annotation, biological process: potassium ion transmembrane transport; stabilization of membrane potential. Gene Ontology annotation, molecular function: outward rectifier potassium channel activity; potassium ion leak channel activity. Gene Ontology annotation, cellular component: plasma membrane.
UAGUUGUAUAACUCACACAGCUCGUGUAAGGUUGAAGAUGUUUGAUCGUUUAACCGAAGCCUUUUAUGAAACACUUAUAUUACGCCGUAAGCUUAAAUGCAAACGCAACAGCGAAGCAACUGAGCUAUUGCUAAGUUGCUUUGCUGUUGCGUUUGCAUUUAGCAAACACAGCAGCAACACAGCCAGUUCUAAAAGAAAUUUACAUGUGGUUGAAUUCUAGAAAGCUAUGGUUUCUCGUUAGACAACGGAACAUAUAUCGUAUCCCGUCACCGACAACAUAUUGACAGCGAAAUUUGCAAACAGACAAGCUAUCAGUUCAGCUUGGCUAAGAAUGAAUCGUCGCUUGGUUUUUAGCCAGCGAGCAGGCUCAAAUUGGAGCAAAAGCGCGCGCGGCGUAGCCGUGAGCGUGAAAUCGAGCGGCGAAACCGCGAGACACUUUCUUGGCGCAUCUUUACCAGACUCCUUUCCGCCGGAUCGCUUUGCUCUUCGCCGCUCGCGUGCGUGACUCAAAGGUGAGCCUGCUCGCAGGCUACUUAGUCUUAACUGAGCUUAAGACUAAGCGACGACGCGGUAUUUAGAGUUAUAUUGGCCAUAUACAAAAUCACCUUUAAACUGAAGAAAACCUGAAAAUAGUAGUUUACUAAUAAACGACGAACUUGAAAGAUUUACCCUAAACGUUUCAAGAUCCAGAAACCGUGAAAAUAAUGUCUGUGUUGAGAGCUUUUAGCAAACAAGCGCAAAAUUCAUUCCAAUCUUUUAAAGAGAAGAUAUCGCAUGAGACGCUCGCAAACAUACUUGAUGACUUAUCAAAAGGAACGAUUUUAAAAAUAAAUGAGUUGCCUUUCGUAUUAAAUACGGAUCGAUUUUAUUUCAUUAGAGAAUGAAUAUUGAGUCACUAACGAACUUUAUCAAUCAAAGAUAUUAGCAUUAUAAGUUUCCAGGCCAUAAGCACCGACACAAGAAGAGAAGUCAUUAUUAGGGAUGGACUCGAGUUCCGCCGCUCACCAAGGUCCCGCGGGCUCCUUCCUGCGGGCUCUUCUCCCGAACAACGGCUGGUAAUCUAGCCUGUAAUCGAAAUAUGACCCACAAAAACAUACGUCAAACCCGAACAAUUGCAGAGGCACGCGGUGCUAAUGCCUCGUGAGGUUACUCUGCCGCGUCGGCGGCAGGCAAACCACUUAAUUUAUCACCAAAUUAGACUUGAUUAACCGCCAUUUUUCAGUAAACAGCUGGUGUUUUCGUCGCUGUUUUCGAGCAUCCAAACGUCAAAUGUUUAAAAGGGCGGUUAAUUCAACAUAUCAGUUUCAAUACCGGCUGAAAAUUGCUUCUCAAGAAGUCAUAAAUCCCUUGCUUAUAAAACGGCCAUCAAAUGUUUUUCAAAUUCUCGCUUAGCGUUAGGGAAAAUAAAGACUGUGUUUCUUAACUUUAAACGUGAGUACAGAAAAAUUGAAUGACAUGAGAGUCAGUUAUUUUUUCGAAAAGCAGUACGCAUCCAAAAAGUGAAGAAAAACGAACAAAAUUGAUAUCGCUACAUUUAUUUCAGUUGACAAAAUGAAAACCUUGCUAACACAAAGCAGUUUCUCCGCGGAAAAAGUUUCAAUCACAACAUAAUUAAAAUAAUUAAAGGCGAUAAAUUCUACAUCCAAACGACGCUACUUCGCGGUGAAAGCUAAUGGAUUUCAAAGAGUGUGAUGACAGCAAUGUCCUAACUAAAUAGAAGUUAAAAUGACGAAUCGACCGACCAAAACAGUGGUCAUUAAUCUGUCGAGAUAUAUAUAUUUUUUUCACGCCUAUUAAAGACGUUUUUAGUCAUUAAAACAUCGGCAAUAUGGUCAAAUGUGGGAGGAAUAUUUCUCUCAACUACCGCGAGCUAGCAACGAGUUUUUGCCGAGCGGUAGUUUAAACACAAAGGUACUUUACAAUCUGACGACAAAUGCUAAUUGGGAAUUUGUUUGAAUUUGGCCAAUGAAUGAGACUCAUUUCAAAGCAGUCAUUUCGUCGACAACAUAAUUUUUUCCCCAUGAAAACAUCCCAACCGAAUAAAGAUCUAUUGUUUGACGAAGGCAGAUGAUUUGCAAUUCAAAAUACGUUGAAUUUUCCUGACAUCUCUGAGUUGUCGUAAAUAAAGCAGAUAACAUUAGGUACUGAGAGAAAAUAAGAAUUAUUUAAUCGAGACGCCGAACUGGAGGAAAAUAUAAACAGUGUAAGGAAAUCGCCUAAAGGAACACAUCGUCUGCAUAAAUUCCCACAAAAAAGUUUCGCAAGUCUUCUAUCUUACCAAGAAAAACCGAAGGAAACUCGUGGGUGCGAUUCUUGCGUGAAUUCAAGUGUUUUUAUCUCGCGCAACAGGAUAUAAGAGAAAUCCAGUACGGCAAGACUUGAAAAGACAAAAUGUCAUGAAACAAAAAUGAUGGCCACAGUUGGGGAAACGAACUUCCAUUACGCUCGGCGCUUCUAAGGACGCCUGACAUUGUUCACGCAUUGAUCCUUCACGUACGAAAGGAAAACUGAGUCCUGGAGGCUUCAGCAACUGAAUCUACAUUUAAAAUCCUCUGCACCGAGAAAAGACAAGACAUAAUCGACAACAAAGCAGCGAAAUGGAACUGAAAAGAAACACUAGAACCCUUGUGGUCCGAAUUGUCAUGUUGACCGUCUACCUCACAUCUGGUGCCGCCAUAUUUUCGGCGAUAGAGCAUGGCAGAUCAAGCGACGACCACUUUGCAGAUAAAAUAAACGACUUGAAAGAGAAUAUGACCAGGAGAUUUAAUGAGACUAGGGAUGUUAUCGAUCACUACGUCGAGAAGCUGCGUCAAAUGUUUGAAGCGGCUCCCACAUGCAAAUACAGCCAUAACGACUGGAGUUACUACCAGUCACUGUACUUUGUUGGAAGUGUUACGACUACAAUUGGAUAUGGGCACCUGGCACCAAAGACUCAAGGUGGCCGCUUGUUUCUAAUAUUUUUCGCUCUGUUCGGUAUUCCACUGAAUUUACUGACUCUGCAAUCAGUCGGUGAACACAUCAACUAUGGCAUUCAUCUCCUGAUUAAAUACUUCGAGAAAGCAGCGUUCCAACGCGAUCUACCAUCGCACGAGCACAUCAAAUGUUUCGCCAUAAACGUUAUGUUAAUCGCACUAUGGCUUCCGCUUGGAGGAGUUAUGUAUUUCUACUCUGAGAAAGAAUUUGGCUGGACUUUCCUCGAUAGCGUCUAUUAUUGCUUCGUUGCCCUGAGCACGAUUGGAUUCGGGGAUCUGGUGCCGAAUCAAGGCAAGGAGCCAGACUCGUCUUACGAACGAGGCAUGUGGAUCGUGCGUCUUAUGUACUUGGGUUUAGGCCUCUCGCUGCUAUCCAGCAUUUUUACCUCCGUUUUGUUUGCGGCGAAACAAAUUCAAGGCCUUAAGCCGUUUAAACGAGGCAUCUUUCGGUUUGCAACACCAGCUCAAACCGAGCUAAAAGCAAAGCCAUUUACGGCACUAAGGGAAAGAUUUAGACUGGCUAAGGAUUACUCAUCAACUGCUAGAACAGCAGAGGACACAUCAUUCACACCAACACUAAGUAGACACUGCCGACUGCAACAAGAUAAUACACCCUCCAUAGGGUCGGUCUGUAAUUCAAAUAUUAACCCAAACAUCGAAGAACUGGGGUGCCCAGAGUGUUUCAACACUGAAGAACAUUUGGAUACGGCAGAGUGGGAAAAGAAGACAAUACUAGAAACUACGUUGGGAGAACAUGAUUCCAAACAGGAAAACACUAAGGAUUUAAAGGAGAUAAUCAGUGAGAGAGCAAAACACAGAGGAGAGCGAUAACAGAGUCCUUUACUGUGUUAGGCUUUUGCAUGGUAAAUCUACAUUUGUAAUAUGUAUAAUCGUCUUAUAAAAAUAAAUAACAGAAAAGUAUUAUAAAUAAACACCCUCUUCAAUUUG